Messenger RNA from Punctularia strigosozonata HHB-11173 SS5, 925 nucleotides. Its product is annotated as mitochondrial tricarboxylate transporter. The record is from RefSeq and is a predicted model, not a curated record. The transcript is spliced from 9 exons. Gene Ontology annotation, biological process: mitochondrial citrate transmembrane transport. Bases 1 to 870 code for a protein of 289 amino acids. Lineage: Eukaryota; Fungi; Basidiomycota; Agaricomycetes; Corticiales; Punctulariaceae.
AUGUCCGGAAAAAAAGAGAAACCGCUUCACUCCCUGACGGCAGGAGCAAUAGCGGGAGCCGUCGAGGCACUUGUCACUUAUCCUGCCGAGUUUGCAAAGACAAGAUCUCAGUUCGGUGGCAAAAGGGAGAGCCCGAUAGCUGUCAUUCGUGACACGGUCCGCGCCAAGGGAAUCAUCGGGCUCUACUCAGGAUGUACGGCUUUGAUGGUCGGGAACGCGACGAAGGCCGGCGUGCGAUUCGUUAGCUACGACCACUUCAAGAGCAUGUUAGCGGAUGCCGAGGGCAAAGUGAGCGCGCCUCGAAGUUUAGUCGCUGGUUUGGGUGCGGGGAUGAUGGAGGCUAUCUUUGCCGUGACACCGUCGGAGACGAUCAAAACGAAGCUGAUCGACGACGCAAAAAGCCCGAACCCCCGAUAUCGUGGAUUGAUACACGGAACAACCGAGAUCGUACGGCAAGAGGGCAUACGAGGGAUCUAUCGAGGAUUAUUCCCGGUGAUGAUGCGGCAAGGCGCCAACUCUGCCGUACGGUUCACGACCUAUACGACCUUGAAGCAGAUGGUGCAAGGACAGACGCGGGCAGGGCAACAAUUACCCAGUGGUGUAACGUUCGGUAUCGGUGCCAUCGCUGGCCUCGUCACCGUCUACACCACCAUGCCACUCGAUGUGAUCAAAACUCGGAUGCAAGCUUUGGACGCUCGAACGCAGUAUCGGAACUCGUUCCACUGCGGAUAUCGGAUAUUCACAGAGGAGGGGAUCCUUCGGUUCUGGACUGGAACUACGCCUCGGCUCGCGCGGCUUGUGAUGAGUGGAGGUAUAGUGUUUACUGUAUACGAGAAGAUCAUAGCUGCUAUUGGUGGACGGCAACCUUGAUCCAAUGUGCAUGCUGUCAAGCUUAGCACAGAACCAAUACAUGGCCAUGCCUCCC